Molecule: messenger RNA, 6729 nt
Organism: Camarhynchus parvulus
Lineage: Eukaryota; Metazoa; Chordata; Aves; Passeriformes; Thraupidae
Gene: CHD3
Product: chromodomain helicase DNA binding protein 3
Exons: 45
Coding region: 82-6711 (2209 amino acids)
Biological process (GO): negative regulation of transcription by RNA polymerase II; chromatin remodeling
Cellular component (GO): NuRD complex; chromatin; nucleus
Molecular function (GO): ATP-dependent chromatin remodeler activity; ATP hydrolysis activity; chromatin binding
Source: RefSeq, a predicted model, not a curated record
GCCUCGGCGGCGGGGGCGGUUUGGGGCGGUGGGAGCGGCGCACGCCGAGGGUCCCCCCGGCCCCCCGCCCCUCACCCGGCCAUGGCGUCCCCGCUGAGGGAGGACGAGGAGGAGGAGGAGGAGAUGGCGGUGUCCGAGGGGGACGAGGAGGACGACGACGAGGAGGACGACGAGGAAGAGGAGGAGGAAGACGCCGCCGCCGCCGCCGCCGCCGCUGCUGCUGCGCUCUUGGCCGGGCACCGAGGGCCCCCGACAUCUUCGCCGGGCCGGCCCCGGCCCCCGCUCCCCAGAUUCCCGGUGGUACCGCCGGAAUCCCCCGAGUGCCCCCCGAACCCCUCAGAGAUUCCCGCAGUUACCGGGAACCCCGAGCCCCUCAGAGGCUCGCGGGGGCACCGGGACCCCCCAAGCGUCCCCCCGAGCUCAUCGUCACUCGAGCCCCUCAGCGCUUCCCGGGGCCGCCCCCCGAGCUGCCCCUUCCCGCUCCCUCAGCGCUUCCCGGAGGUGCCCGCAGCUCCUCCCGGAGCUUCUCGCAGGUACCGGAGACCCCUGAGCCACCCUGAUCCCCACUGUCCCCUCAGUGCUUCCCGCCGUGCUUCUCACCGGUACCGGGACCCCCUGAGCCCCUUCUCUGGUCCCCUCAGCGCUUCCCGCCUUCCCCUCAUUUCUCUCUCCCCUCAUGCACUCAGGGAGGGGUUUUACUUUAGGAUCGCGGGCCCCCCCUUCCUCCAGCGGGGUUUUUUUUGGUGUUUUUUCGGGUUUUUUCCCCUUUUUCUCGAGGUGCGGGGAGUGGGAGCGUCACGUGUGUGGAAAAUUCUGGUUGAUGCUUUGCCAACGCGCCCCGGCUCCCCGCGCAUGUCCGAUGGGCCCGGGGGGGGUUGGAUUUGGGGGGUGAAAAGGGGGGAAAACACCCCAAAAAUGGCAGGAGCGGGCCCGCAGGGGCUCGGCCCCAUCCCCGCCAGCGGCCGCGUGUCCCCGGCAACACCCCCAGAUGGUGACGAGGAGCUGCUGCGGGGCCUCGAGGGGGCCCUGGGGGUGAAGAAGAAGAAAAGGGGCCCCCGGAAACAGAAGGAAAACAAACCCGGGAAACCCCGGAAACGGAAAAAACUGGUGAGCGAGGAUGAGCUGGAGUCCGAGAGGGACGAGUACCCCCGGGAGGAGUACCGGGAGAAGUCGGAGAGCGGCGGCAGCGACUCGGGCGGCGCGGCGCGGAAGCGGCGGCGGAAGCACCGCGAGAAGAAGGAGAAGAAAACCAAGAGGCGGAAAAAGGCCGAUGAUGAGGGGGGGCAGAAGGUCAAGGCGGUGGAGCAGAAAUCCUCGGCGCAGCUGUUGGGGGCCUGGGGGCUGGAGGACGUGGACCACGUGUUCACCGAGGAGGAUUAUCACACCCUCACCAACUACAAGGCCUUCAGCCAGUUCAUGAGGCCCCUGAUCGCCAAGAAGAACCCCAAGAUCCCCAUGUCCAAGAUGAUGACCAUCCUGGGGGCCAAGUGGAGGGAGUUCAGCGCCAACAACCCCUUCAAGGGCUCGGCCGCCGCCGUGGCCGCGGCUGCAGCGGCCGCAGCGGCCGCCGUGGCCGAGCAGGUGUCGGCAGCCGUGGCCAGCGUGGCCCCCGAGGCGCCGCCGCCGCCGCUGCACAAGGCCAAGACCAAGGAGGGCAAAGGCCCCGGGCACAAGAAGCGCAGCAAGAGCCCGCGGGUGCCCGAGCUGAAGAGGAAGAUGAAGGGCAGGAAGAUGGCGCCGCUCAAGAUCAAACUGGGAGUACUGGGAGGAAAACGCAAGAAGAGCAGCUCGAGCGAGGACGCGGGCGAGGCCGAGGAGGAGUCGGACGCCGAGAGCCCCGGGGUGCUGGGGGCCGCCCCCCGCCCCGACCCCGGCACGCGCCUCAAGAAGCUCAAGCGGGGCCGCCCCGGCCGCAAGAAAAAGAAAGGCCCGGGCCCCGAGGAGGAGGGCGAUGGCUACGAGACCGACCACCAGGACUACUGCGAGGUGUGCCAGCAGGGCGGGGAGAUCAUCCUGUGCGACACCUGCCCCCGCGCCUACCACCUGGUGUGCCUGGACCCCGAGCUGGACCGCGCCCCCGAGGGGCGCUGGAGCUGCCCCCACUGCGAGAAGGAGGGCGUGCAGUGGGAGGCCAAGGAGGAGGAGGAGGAGGAGGAAGAGGAGGAGGAGGAGGGCGAGAAGGAGGAGGAGGAUGACCACAUGGAGUACUGCCGCGUGUGCAAGGACGGCGGCGAGCUGCUGUGCUGCGACGCCUGCGUGUCCUCGUACCACAUCCACUGCCUGAACCCGCCCCUGCCCGAGGUCCCCAACGGCGAGUGGCUCUGUCCCGCUGCACCUGGGAGGGGCUAUUCCCGCUGCACGUGCCCGGUGCUGAAGGGGCGCGUGCAGAAGAUCCUGUACUGGCGCUGGGGGGAGCCCCCCGCCCCCGUGGCGCCCCCGGGAGCCCCCCAGGCCCAGGAGGGGCCCCCCCAGGCCCUGCAGGGCCGCUCGGAGCGAGAGUUCUUCGUCAAGUGGGUGGGGCUGUCCUACUGGCACUGCUCCUGGAUCAAGGAGCUGCAGCUGGAGAUCUUCCACCUGGUGAUGUACCGGAACUACCAGCGGAAGAACGACAUGGACGAGCCCCCUCCCCUGGACUACGGCUCCGGGGACGACGACCCCAAGAGCGAGAAACGGGGCGCAGGGGGGGACCCCCUGUUCGGGGGCAUGGAGGAGCGGUUCUACCGCUACGGCAUCAAACCCGAGUGGAUGACGGUGCACCGCAUCAUCAACCACAGCGUGGACCGGAAGGGGCAGUACCACUACCUGGUGAAGUGGCGGGACCUGCCCUACGACCAGGCCACCUGGGAGGAGGAUGAGAUGCCCAUCCCCGACUACGACCUGCACAAGCUGGCGUACUGGAAACACCGGGAGGUGUUCAUGGGGGAGGACCCGGCCCAGCCCCGGCGUUACAAGAAGAAGAAGAAGGAGACGCCGGGGGAGGGACCCCCCGACUCGCCCACCAACGACUCCCUUUUGAGCACCGACACCAUCCUGGCCGACGAGAUGGGGCUGGGCAAGACCAUCCAGACCAUCGUCUUCCUCUACUCGCUCUACAAGGAGGGCCACACCAAGGGCCCGUUCCUCGUCAGCGCGCCGCUCUCCACCAUCAUCAACUGGGAGCGCGAGUUCCAGAUGUGGGCCCCGGCCUUCUACGUUGUCACCUACACGGGGGACAAGGACAGCAGGGCCAUCAUCCGCGAGAACGAGUUCUCCUUCGACGACAACGCCAUGAAGGGCGGCAAGAAGGCCUUCAAGAUGAAGCGCGAGGCCCAGGUGAAGUUCCACGUGCUGCUCACGUCCUACGAGCUCAUCACCAUCGACCAGGCGGCGCUGGGCUCCAUCCGCUGGGCCUGCCUGGUGGUGGACGAGGCCCACCGGCUCAAGAACAACCAGUCCAAGUUUUUCCGGGUGCUGAACGGGUACAAGAUUGAGCACAAGCUGCUCCUCACGGGGACCCCGCUGCAGAACAACCUGGAGGAGCUGUUCCACCUGCUCAACUUCCUGACACCUGAGCGCUUCAACAACCUGGAGGGCUUCCUGGAGGAGUUUGCCGACAUCUCCAAGGAGGACCAGAUCAAGAAGCUCCACGACCUGCUGGGCCCGCACAUGCUGCGGCGCCUCAAGGCCGACGUCUUCAAGAACAUGCCGGCCAAGACGGAGCUGAUCGUGCGCGUGGAGCUCAGCCCCAUGCAGAAGAAGUACUACAAGUACAUCCUGACGAGGAACUUCGAGGCGCUCAACUCGCGGGGCGGCGGCAACCAGGUGUCGCUGCUCAACAUCAUGAUGGACCUCAAGAAGUGCUGCAACCACCCCUACCUGUUCCCCGUGGCUGCCAUGGAGUCCCCGAAGCUGCCGAGUGGCGCCUACGAGGGCGGGGCCCUGAUCAAGGCCUCGGGGAAGCUGCUGCUGCUGCAGAAGAUGCUGCGCAAGCUGAAGGAGCAGAACCACCGCGUGCUCAUCUUCUCCCAGAUGACGAAGAUGCUGGACCUGCUGGAGGAUUUCCUGGACUACGAGGGCUACAAGUACGAGCGCAUCGACGGCGGCAUCACCGGGGCGCUGCGGCAGGAGGCCAUCGACCGCUUCAACGCGCCGGGGGCGCAGCAGUUCUGUUUCCUGCUGUCGACGCGGGCCGGGGGCCUCGGCAUCAACCUGGCGACGGCCGACACCGUGGUGAUCUUCGACUCGGACUGGAACCCCCACAACGACAUCCAGGCCUUCAGCCGUGCCCACCGCAUCGGCCAGGCCAACAAGGUGAUGAUUUACCGCUUUGUGACGCGGGCCUCGGUGGAGGAGCGGAUCACGCAGGUGGCCAAGCGCAAGAUGAUGCUGACGCACCUGGUGGUGCGCCCGGGGCUGGGCUCCAAGGCCGGCUCCAUGUCCAAGCAGGAGCUCGACGACAUCCUCAAGUUCGGCACCGAGGAGCUCUUCAAGGACGAGAACGAGGGGGACAACAAGGAGGAGGACAGCAGCGUCAUCCACUACGACAACGAGGCCAUCGCGCGGCUGCUGGACCGCAACCAGGACGCCACCGACGACGCCGACGUGCAGAACAUGAACGAGUACCUGAGCUCCUUCAAGGUGGCCCAGUACGUCGUCAGGGAGGAGGACAAGAUCGAGGAGAUCGAGCGGGAGAUCAUCAAGCAGGAGGAGAACGUGGACCCCGACUACUGGGAGAAGCUGCUGAGGCACCACUACGAGCAGCAGCAGGAGGACCUGGCCCGGAACCUGGGCAAGGGCAAGCGCGUGCGCAAGCAGGUCAACUACAACGACGCCGCCCAGGAGGACCAAGACAACCAGUCCGAGUACUCGGUGGGCUCCGAGGAGGAGGACGAGGACUUCGACGAGCGGCCCGAGGGCCGGCGUCAGUCCAAGCGGCAGCUGCGGAACGAGAAGGACAAACCCCUCCCCCCACUGCUGGCCCGGGUGGGCGGCAACAUCGAGGUGCUGGGGUUCAACACGAGGCAGCGCAAGGCUUUCCUCAACGCGUCGCGCUGGGGGAUGCCGCCCCAGGACGCCUUCACGUCCCAGUGGCUCGUGCGGGACCUGCGAGGCAAAACCGAGAAGGAGUUCAAGGCCUACGUGUCCCUGUUCAUGCGCCACCUGUGCGAGCCGGGCGCCGACGGCUCCGAGACCUUUGCGGACGGCGUCCCCAGGGAGGGGCUGAGCCGGCAGCAGGUGCUGACCCGCAUCGGAGUCAUGUCCCUCGUCAAGAAAAAGGUGCAGGAGUUCGAGCACAUCAACGGGCGCUGGUCCCUGCCCGAGCUGGCCCCCGAGCCCAGCGCCGACUCCAAGCGCUCGUCCCGCGCCUCCUCCCCCGCCAAGACCGGCCCCCCCAGCCCCGAGCAGAGCGGCCCCCCCAGCCCCGCGCCCCCCACACCCGCCACGCCGGCGCCCAGCGAGCGCGGGGACGGGCCAGGGCCACCCCCGGACAGGGACGAGGGUGACACCAGGGACGAGAAGGAGCCCAAAGGCCCCGAGAAGAUGGAGACAGAUCCUCCUGUCCCCGAGGUGCCACCGUCGCCGGGCGAUGGCAGCGAGGCCGAAGGGCCCCGCAAGGGGGAGGAGGAGGAGGGACCCGGCCACAGGGACCCCGAGGCCGAAGGGCCCCCGGCCCGCGAGGAGCGGCCAGGUGCCGAGGCCGAGAAGGUUCCGGGGCUGGACAAGGGUGAUGAGAAGGUUCCGGAGGAGGAGCCCAAGGAGCGCCCAGGGGACCCCGACCCCAAAAGAGAGGAGCCCAAGGGCGAGCGGGAGCCGCGGGCGGAGGCGCGGCCCAACGGGCGCCGCGAGGACAGGGCCGAGAAACCGCGGUUCAUGUUCAACAUCGCCGACGGCGGCUUCACGGAGCUGCACACGCUGUGGCAGAACGAGGAGCGCGCCGCCAUCUCCUCGGGGAAGCUCAACGAGAUCUGGCACCGGCGCCACGACUACUGGCUGCUGGCCGGCAUCGUCCUCCACGGCUACGCGCGCUGGACCGACAUCCAGAACGACGGCGCCUUCGGGGUCAUCAACGAACCCUUCAAGGGCGAGGCCUCCAAGGGAAACUUCCUGGAGAUGAAGAACAAGUUCCUGGCGCGCCGCUUCAAGCUGCUGGAGCAGGCGCUGGUGAUCGAGGAGCAGCUGCGCCGCGCCGCCUACCUGAACAUGACGCAGGACCCCAGCCACCCCGCCAUGGCGCUCAACACGCGCUUCGCCGAGGUCGAGUGCCUGGCCGAGAGCCACCAGCACUUGUCCAAGGAGUCGCUGGCGGGCAACAAGCCGGCCAACGCCGUGCUGCACAAGGUGCUGAACCAGCUGGAGGAGCUGCUGAGCGACAUGAAGGCGGACGUGACGCGCCUGCCGGCCACGCUGUCCCGCAUCCCCCCCAUCGCCGCGCGCCUGCAGAUGAGCGAGCGCAGCAUCCUCAGCCGCCUGGCCAGCAAGGGCACCGAGAGCCACCCCCCGCCCAGCUUCCCGCCGGGUCCCUACGCCACCCCCCCGAGCUACGGGGGCACCUUCGGAACCCCCCCGGCCGGAGCCCUCCCCCACCCCGGGGGGGCCAACUACAGCCAGAUGCCACCGGGGUCCUUCAUCUCCGCCUCGAACGGCCCCGCGGUGCUGGUGAAGCGCGAGGCGGAGGCGCUGGAGCAGCGCAAGGAGCCCCGGGGGGGGGAGGUGAUCUGCAUCGACGACUGAGGGGGGGCGGGGCCUGGG